This is a messenger RNA of Cyclocybe aegerita, 324 nucleotides long. Lineage: Eukaryota; Fungi; Basidiomycota; Agaricomycetes; Agaricales; Hemipholiotaceae. The record is from the annotation of a GenBank genome assembly.
AUGGCUUCGGACGUGCGCUCACGAUGGAGAACGUUCGGCUCUCUGUUCUUCCUCACGUUCCUUGCCCUCUUCGAGCACAAACAAUUCACAUACUCGGGUUCGACACUUCGAGGGGUGUAUCCUGUUAGCAUCCCCUCGCCUCCCCCUGUAUUCCUUCUCUCUGAUCCUCUGCGCUCCUCUAUGUUCCACCUUCCGAAUCCCCAUCCCAUCGCCUCCAGGCCGCUCCUUGCUUUUCCACACGUCAGCCUUAUGCUCGUGAUGCCUGGGGAAAGUGGUAUUGAUGCGGCGCCCAACGGCGGGCUGCGAGCGCAGCAUGGUGCCUAA